Molecule: messenger RNA, 1447 nt
Organism: Brassica napus (rape)
Lineage: Eukaryota; Viridiplantae; Streptophyta; Magnoliopsida; Brassicales; Brassicaceae
Product: probable LRR receptor-like serine/threonine-protein kinase At3g47570
Exons: 2
Coding region: 135-1112 (325 amino acids)
Biological process (GO): protein phosphorylation
Molecular function (GO): ATP binding; protein kinase activity
Source: RefSeq, a predicted model, not a curated record
AAACAAUUUCGAGGAAGUGUGCCAACAGAAGGAAAAUUUCAGAGUGCUAAUAUAGUUUCAGUAUUUGAAACAAAAAUUUAUGUGGAGGCAUCAAGGAAUUAAAUCUAAAGCCAUGCUUUACUGAAGCACCAUCCAUGGUAUCAAAACGGUCCUUAUUUGUAAAGAAAGUUGUGAUCGGGGUCAGCGUAGGCGUAUCUUUUCUUUUGCUGCUGGUCGUAGCUUCAGUUUCUCUAUGUUGGUUCAGGAAAAGAAAGAAUAAUCAGCAGACCAAUAGCCCAGCUCCUUCCACAUUAGAGGCCUUCCAUCAGAAGAUGAGUUACAGAGAGAUCCACAAUGCAACUGAUGGCUUCUCUUCAAGGAAUAUGAUUGGCUCAGGAAGUUUUGGUACCGUGUUUAAAGCCUUUCUCUCUGCUGAGAACAAGUUUGUUGCUGUGAAAGUUCUAAACAUGCAGAGGCAUGGAGCAAUGAAGAGUUUUAUGGCAGAAUGUGAAUCCCUCAAGGACAUAAGGCAUCGUAAUCUUGUGAAACUAUUGACGGCUUGUUCUAGUAUUGAUUUUCAAGGAAAUGAGUUUAGAGCUCUCAUCUAUGAUUUCAUGCCUAAUGGAAGCCUUGAUAUGUGGCUGCACCCACAUGAAAUGGAAGAGAUUCAUAGACCCUCAAGAACGUUGACACUUCUUGAAAGGUUCAACAUUGCGAUUGACGUUGCUUCUGUUUUGGAUUAUAUUCAUGUUCAUUGUUAUGAACCUAUUGCUCAUUGUGAUAUUAAGCCAAGCAACGUCCUCCUAGAUAAUGAUUUGACUGCCCAUGUAAGUGACUUUGGUAUGGCUCGUCUUCUUCUCAAGUUUGAUCGGGAGUCCUUUUUCAACCAACUAAGCUCCACUGGUAUUAGAGGAACCAUCGGUUAUGUCGCACCAGAAUAUGGAGUGGGAGGAGAACCAUCAAUACAUGGUGAUGAGUAUAGCUUUGGAAUUCUGCUUUUGGAAAUGAUCAGCGGAAAACGACCAACUGAUGAGUUAUUUGGGGGAAAUUUUACUCUCCACAGCUACAUAAAAUCUGCCUUGCCAGAGCGAGUGUUGGACGUUGCAGACAAAUCAAUUUUCACAAUGGUCUAAGAGUUGGUUUUCCUAUUGCUGAGUGCUUAACAAUGGUUUUGGAGGUGGGACUUAGGUGUUGUGAAGAAUCUCCGGCAAACCGACUAGAAACAAGUGAAGCUAGAAAGAAGUUAAUCUCAAUCCGAGAAAGGUUCUUUAAAGCCAGAAGAACAGCUAGACGUUGAAGUGUUUAUGAUUUCCUCCCCGGAUUUUAAAACCUACUUAAAAACUUAUUUCUAAUGCCUCUAAAAUAUCAUUUCAUAAUGUGUGGUUUUUCUCCUUUGUGUACUCACAUGGUUGCAGAAUAUUGUUAACGACUGCUUAUUAUUUGCAGAUAAAAGAUGAAUGUUGUGUUA